UUCAAAUAUAUAUAUAUUAGUAUAUAUAUAUAGUGUAGCCUUUAUUAAUCAAUAACUUUGAAACUAUAGAGGAAAAAUUAUCAAAGCACCUGUCUGAUACUGCAAAGAGAGAGAAAUAUGCAACAAAAUCGCUUCAUACUUCUUCCUAUUAUAUACAUUUCUUAUCUUUGCUCAUUUAAAACUAAAGUUGUUCAAUCUUCUCGGGAAUAUUAUUCUACUAGUAAUCUAUUGAACGUUGAAGCUAAGCUUUUAAACGAUUUAUUCGCGAAUUAUACAAGAAGUACAAGAAGAUUUUCUAGGCCUAUAAAUGAUUCUUCAAAGCCUAUUAAAGUGUUUUUUGGUAUAAGACUUAUGAAAGUUGAAUUGGAUGAAAAGCAUCAGAAAAUGAAAACUAGCGUAUGGCUAAGAGUUAAAUGGUAUGACGAGUCGCUAAAAUGGAAUCCUACCGCAUAUAAGAAUAUAACGUCGUUAACGGUACCUUAUAGUCAAGUAUGGCUGCCCGAUAUUGUUCUUGUAAAUACAGAUGAAACGGAAAAAAAUAUUCGAAAUGCUGAUUUACAAGUGAGAAGUUCCGGUUCAGUAUUUUGGUCUCCUCACGUGUCGUAUGAAAGUGCUUGUCUAAUUGACGUUACAAACUAUCCAUUUGACAAACACGACUGUGAUAUGUGGUUUCAAUCGAUGUCGAUUUCAAAGAAGAAGUUAGAUCUAAAUGUUUACAAGUAUAAAAACAGUUCGGCGUUCGACUUAGAUACUUAUUUAGGCGCUUAUAAGGAAUCGCAGGAAUGGGAAAUUAUAUCGAAUAGCACAGAACUCGUUAUAAGAGCAAAAAGCAAGGGAGUUAUGAUAAAAUUUUCAAAAAGGCCAGCAAUCAAAUUUUCUUUAGCUUUAAGAAGAAGAAAUAAAUUCAAAAUGAUUUUGCUGACGUUACCCUCUGUUUGCCUCUCAUCUUUAGCUCUGUGCAUCUUCCUCCUCCCUCCCGAUAGAGCUGAUAGACAUUCAUUAGGUAUGAGUGUCUUCGCUAGUUAUAUUGUACUUCUCUUAAUUCUGAUCGAAUCGGCUCCUCCAUCAGCGGCUUCUAUACCGAAACUGGGAUUAUUUUAUAUAUCGAAUAUAGCGUUGGUUAUAGGAAUAUUGAUAUCGUCAAUAAUCUCCGUAUCUGUUAGUCGACGGGGAGACUCUGGCGAAGACGUUCCGUCGUGGAUGAUAAAGGUCUUUGUCUAUAAAGUAUCAAGAGUAUUGAUGUUACGUAAUCAAAUGCACGCAUCCUUUAAUAAAAGUAGAACAAGUAAUGAUGAUCGAAAGUCCAACGACUUGGAAAUGGAAACUAUUGAAAAUUUGACUGAUUUAGAUAAAAAGUUCAUUAAUUUUAGAUGGAGGAACAUUUCAAUGGUUUUAGAUAGAUUAUUUGCUCUAAUUUUUAUUGUUUUCUUUAUAUCUUUGGCAAUUCUUUUAUUCCCACAUAAAAGUUAA
Dimorphilus gyrociliatus is the source of this 1470-nucleotide messenger RNA. NCBI's taxonomy places the organism in Eukaryota, Metazoa, Annelida, Polychaeta, Dinophilidae. The record is from the annotation of a GenBank genome assembly.